Messenger RNA from Lutzomyia longipalpis, 4352 nucleotides. RefSeq names its product protein piccolo-like. The record is from RefSeq and is a predicted model, not a curated record. Bases 125 to 868 code for a protein of 247 amino acids. NCBI's taxonomy places the organism in Eukaryota, Metazoa, Arthropoda, Insecta, Diptera, Psychodidae. The transcript has 2 exons.
GGGAAUACCGAUAAGUGAGGUUAAGUUUUUUUUUUGUUUUUCACCAUUCGCAGCAAUAUUUUUUUGCCAUUUCUGCAAUUUGUGGACAAUUUACGCUUUAAUUUAGCAAAAUUAGCAGGUGAACAUGUCACGGAUUUAUUCCGCGGAGGAAUUUGAGGAGGAGAUUAUGAGAAAUAAUCCCAAAUGCUACAUUCCUCUGUCUCAAUUAGCGGAUUUAGAGGAAAGUGCGCCAAAGGAGGUUGAGGAGGAGGAUGACGAAGGCGAUGGACUUGAGGAAUUGAGGGUAAAGGCGCUAUUUCAGAAGCUAAAUCCCCAUCCGGAAGUUCCGGGUCAGCUUACAAAGCCCGAGCCGCUGUUUUAUGACGCAGAAAUAAGGAAUCUCAUUGAGGAGACGCGACUCAUGGGAGCUCGUCGUGGUGAACAAAAUGUAGUUUACAAUGCCCCACCCCCGCCACCACCGGAAGAACCCACAAAGCCACUCCCGAAGAAAAAGCAAAAAUCCAAGGGAAAGAAGAAACCCCCAAGAGCCAAUGAAGUAAUUGAGAUUAAUUCCUCCCCCGAAGUUGAGAUUGUGGAGGAGACAAAGAAGUUUUCGAAACUUGUCAUUAAUCCUGCAGCCAUUAUGAAGACAUCUGUUCACCCACUGGGUCCAUCGGGUCCAUCUGGAAGUUCAAAGGUCAGAGGAAAAAGCUCAACACUUCCGGCGGAUAAAAGUAGUGCGAUUGUGAUUUCCUCAUCCAAUGAGGAGAUAAAUGUGAGUGAGCAAUCAAAGAAGAGUCGCAAACUUAAGAAGACCACAUUUUACUCCCCAAAAGAGCUCUACGAGAUGAAGAAGAAGCUCGAAAGUCAGGAGAACUGCAGUAAGUAAUGCAAAAAUAUUUAUUCCGGAUUGACGUAUCCCACCUGAGAAUCCCAGAAAGAUCCUUUUUUGUACGAGAGGAGGAAGAUUAUUUUUAUAAUGAAUCGAAAAGAAUGUGCCUUGACGAGUUCUUUUGAUUAUUUUCUGUAAACUUUUAUGAUUUUUCUUUAAUUUUUCAUUAAAUUGAAUUCCAAUAAGAAUAUAACUCGUUCAGAAAGCUCAAAAAAUGUUCCUAAAAUUUUUUUUAAUAAAAACGUGUUGUGAUUUAUAAGUAAAUUUUAAUGAAUGAAUUAUUGUAAAAACAAAAGAUCUCAAGGAAGGUCCAGAAGAUUGAUAAAAAUAUUUUUAAAUAAUGAGAUUGAAAAGAAAAAAAUGAGUUUAUUACAUCAAAAGACUUGAAAAAAUGAUCCUAAUUUUUUUCCUUGAAUACGUAAAAUAUUUUUGCAGUGAAUAUUUACUGUUCUAAAUAGUUUUUCUACUUAUUUUUUUUUUUCAAAACCACUUGUUCUCUAUUAUUAUUUUGAUGAAAUAAAAUAUUUGUAAAAAAAAACCUUUCUUUUAAUAUUUUUUUCCACCUUUAUUCGGAAAGGAAAUCUUAAAAGAAUUUUCAUAAUUCUUUAAAGAGAUGAAGAACUUUCUUAUUUUGUUAGAAGAACAAUAUUAUUAAAGUUUUCCUUUAAUAGGCUUCAAUGUGUCUUCACUCUUCAGCUAUGAGUUCUAAAAGUACUAAUUUCUUAGAUUUGUGAUAUUUUACAAUGUUAUUUUACGCAGAAUACUUAAAAUAAUCCUUAUAUAGCUCAUAGAAUCCAUAAGAACUAAAAAAAAUCUUAAAUUCAACAAAGAAAAAAACUUUUCUCUAAAAUUAUAUUGACUGACAAGCAAAUCAAUUGAGAAAAUUAAAUAUUUUCCUAGACAAUGUCUCAACAAUCAUCCAUUGCGCGUCCCACAAAAGCCAUGGCACAACAAUAACUGUUGCUGUUUAUCUUUUAUGGCUUUUUAGGAGGCAUUUGAGCAAAUUAGUAGCGCGGGAUGUAUAAAAAGAAAAUUGACGUGGCGCAUCUUCAGCACAACAAAUGAUUGUUGUGAACGCGCGCAUCUUCCGUUCACCAAAAGAGCAAUUUAUUUAUUAGAUAAUUGCAAAAAUCCCGAUAGCCAUCGAAUUACAAUUAAAGCUCGACACCUCUUCUCUGUAGCACCUUCAUUGCGCGACUCCCUUCUUCACGGCGAGAUCUCAAUUAAAAGUGAUGAUGAAUGCGCAAAGAUGCACGAAAGGUGUGCGCGUCAGCACAAAAAAAAAGAUCUCAAAGUAAAGAGUAUUGUUCCCAAAGAAGAAUGUGCAAACACGAUGGCCAGAAAUAUGAGGAGAACAAGAGUAUAAAAAGAAAUUAGAUCAACUGUAUGAGUCUUGAGAGAGAUUUUUAUUGUAUUCCGCUCAGAUUUUUUUAUGCAAUUUCUAAUUACAUGAAACCUCACACUAUGGGAUUAAUUAUUUUUACGCAAAUAUUUAUAAUUUAUGCUAAGUACGGAUGGGGAUUUCUUCUCUCUCAACUCGGGUGGCUUACGCAAUUGGAAUUCAAUCGGUUUUCCUGGCCCCAAUUUAAUUGCAUAUACUCCGCCAAUGUGCAGACAUUGUAAAGCUCGCGCGCAAAAAUUGUAGGUGGGCUUAGAGAAGAAUAAAUGAGUGCAUCGGUGUGUGGAGAUCAGGUGUGGAGAUGUUGAGGAAAUAGGAAGGGAAAAAAAGAGGUGUUGAAGUUUGAGCGAAGAUGCAAUAUUUAGCCGGGGUUAAGAUAGAAUAUCCAAGAGCUACCUGAACAGGUGGAAAAGAGGAAAAGACGUUCCCAUAGGGAGGAGUGUGAAAAUGCAGAGACUCUAAUUUUUCUUCAUCACUGCUUUUGUCUUAGACACUUUCCAAGACACAGAGAGAGAGAGAAAGAGAGAUGCGAUGCUGAAAAAAAAUUGUUGAGACUUUUGAGGUCAUUUGGUGAGAUUCUCAUAGAUUUCAACCACCAGCGAAGCGCGUUGUUGGCUCAAUAUUGGCCGUAAUCGUCAUCUUUUGGCGCAAUUUAAUGCUUCUCCUCGGCAUAUGUAUAUUUUUGCCAGAAGCGCGACCGCCAAAAACUUUCUCCGCGCUGACUUCUUCAGCUCCUCGCGUCUCUUUUUUUUGCUUGCCAAGACGAUGACUCUUUUUUUUCCACCAUAUAUACAACUUGUGUCGUCUCUCGAGGGAGAAACACAAGUUAUUUUCCUCGUUGUCUCUCCAGCAUCUUUUCUCUGUCAAUGCUAAGUGCGCACACUCAUUAAAUUCCAUUGUCCACGUGAAUCUUAAUUUUUUGGGGAGGAACCAUCGAGAUGCGGAUGUGAAUUUUUUUUUUCGGGCUCUCUUUGGAAAAAUCACAUCUGUGGUAAAGAUUUCAUCGUGUGCACGAUGAAUUUUCUAUUUAAUCACCAAACACUCGCAAGAGAUGCUAAUUGAAGACAAAACAAGAUUCAGUGGACUCAAUUUCUUUAUCUUCCCAUCUCAACAUAUAUGCUGGAUGAACCGCAUAUACAAGAGUUUGCCUUGUGCACCUCCCAAAAUGCGUAAGCUCCAAAAUGGUUUGAUUAAUGCCCGUGUCCAUCGCCCCAUGGGGACUUGUGGAAACAUAUAGAUGGUGCGGCAGAAAAAGAUCGUCUCGCUGUGAGGUUGUUGGCCUCUUUGUGCGACCGCAGUGGAUCAACAAUGCAACCCGAAGAAUCUCAAUGUGCUUAUCGAAUCAGUGCGUCUUACGUCGAAGCUUCUCACUGUAUUCUUCAUGGGAAAAACAGAAGAAAACACCCAGGGACUUAUCGUGACGACACGAAUUGAAUGGAGACGUUGUCAACCAAGAUACAAAACAGUUGGAGAUUGAAAGGGAAUUAUCACACUUUGGCGAAGAAUUUAUUAAGAAGGUGCAAUGGAAUUUUUAAGGGGAUUUAUAUACAACAUUAACUUCCAGCUCUCUGUUCAUCUCUUUACGUUUCUUAUGAAUAACUUAAGAAAUUUCUUGUGAAAAGAAGAAAUUUUUCAUGAAGAGUGUAAAAAUGCUGAAGAAAGUGAAGAAAGUGAUUUUGAGAAUCAAUCAAUUUAAUUGAUUUAAUUAAAAGAAGACAAGGAAAGUAAUAAAUUUCUUUAGAGUAUAUUAAGUGAAUCUUUUAAUCGAAAAUUUCAAUUAGGGAUAAUUUACGCGGAGCAAGUCAGAGUUUUGUAAAAGCUUUACAAGACGGGAGAAAAAUAGAACGACUGUUUGAUAUUUUUAUUUUACUAACAUUAGUGGUUCUUUGACAUUUAUUCUCUUACGGAAUGUUUGACGUUAAUUUUCAUCUUUCAGUAAUUAUUCUAACGUUUGUCGCCUUUUUUCAAAAUCUCUCAUAUAAUUUUUAGCAUGGAAAAAGUUUCUUUUAGCAUCUAAAGAAAAACCUGAACUGUGUAAGCUAAGCUGAGUAAAAACUCUACUAAGAUACCCAAAUACCCUUC